Podarcis lilfordi (Lilford's wall lizard) is the source of this 2678-nucleotide messenger RNA. NCBI's taxonomy places the organism in Eukaryota, Metazoa, Chordata, Lepidosauria, Squamata, Lacertidae. The record is from the annotation of a GenBank genome assembly.
AUGGCAGCAAAUUGUGGAACUAUCAAACGCAUCACCAAGGGCCGCCAUUUUGUGAUUGUCUAUGCCACCUGCAGCAACGGUAAACACUCAGGCAUCCUACAGUGGUCAUUUUGCGACUAUUUCUGUUUUUAACCUAUCUGUUAAGCACACAAAGAUCAACGUCCUGUCUUAAGUUCAUUCUGGCCUAUAUCUUGGAGGCAAGUACAGAUCAUAGCUAUGUGCCUUAUCACCUACCCUAAUUCUGAAUCUUUGAUCCAUGCUUCCCACUGCCCCUGGUAUGUCUUCUGUUCUUGGUCAGACAUAAGCUUCCAUUUUUGAAAGCUGCACCACCUUGGGUGGGUGGGUGGGGGACAUCAGUCUGUUCCAAAUAUAGAUAGAAAGCUGGUUUUGGGUGUGAGGAUAGAAUUUAAACCAAACCUAAUUAAUGAGAGCUGAUAAUUUACGGUAAAUAAAGUUGAAAGAGGAUGGUAUCUACGAUCUGGUACAUUGGUGGGAGAUAGAGGCUAUCAAAGAAGUGAGGUGUGUCAAGGAACAACAAGGCAAGGAACAAGCCACAGGAGUGGAAUGUUCCUGAAAUUAUUAAAGCUGGAUUCAGUUAAAAGAAGAAUGGAGGUGUGUGUGUAGGAUGAAAUACUACAGUUAAAUGCACGAAGUAGCAUAUAAAAAGGAAACUCCACAGAGGGUUGCAAACUCCUCUUUGUGAAGGUGAAGACACCUAUUAUGACCACCUGAAACGUCUUUGUCUUCCACUUGGGGAUUGUGAGUAUGCUCUCUCAGGUUGUAUUAGUUGCAAGGAAAGAAUUGUUUCCCUUGCAGGGGAAAAGGACUUCUACACAAGCCUCUUCUUUUUCUCUUUCUUGCUAGAGCCUUUUAGAGAGGAGGAGGAAGAGAUGGGUAUCAUACCGAAUCCUUUGUUGUUGGUUGUCCCAGUGCUUUGCGUGAACUGAAUUCAACUUCAUUGGUCUUGCAGUGUUAAUAUUAUGUGCUUUGCUGCACACUAUGUGCACUCGUAAGAUACAAUGGGUCAGAAAUGAAUAGGGAGAGGUUUUUCUCCCAUUCACAACACAAGGAUCAUCCAAUGAAGCUAAAUUUUGGAACUUAAAGCACAAGAACAGCUAAAAGGGAGCAGUAGCGGAACUUAGGCCCUCAAAUUUCAGUGCCCUGUGCAAUGCUAAAAUUUGGUCAUCCCCCCCACCUCUCACACUCUGUUCUACAUCAUGAUUGGAGCCCCCCCCCUCAGGGGACGCUGGCACCCAGUGGGGCUGAAUUGGUUGUGUUACUUUAAAACCGCCUCUGAAGGCAGGGGUAUUCCACAAACUGUAUAUUUUAACUAGAAUCAGACACACAAAACUGUUCUGAUACGAGGAAUGACUUUCUGAGCUUAGUGUGAAAUAUGCCUAGUUACUAACAGUUUUACCAAGUCUUACCAAACAAGAACUUAGUAGAAAAAUCAGUGGCAUAGCAAUUAGCUAAACCUAAGCACAAUUGUGGCCCACCAGGGACUUCUGAGCAAAAAGCUUCAAGAUAAUAUUGGUUGUUUACCUUUUAUACCUAUGAAAGAUAUAGCCAAUAAUAAUACUUACUAAUAAAUAAAUUGUGGUGCCCAGAACUGGACGUUGUAUUUCAGGUUUGGUCUGACCAAGACAUAAGGGAGUACUACUAUUACUUCCCUUGAUCUGGACACUAUAUUUCUGUAGAUGCAGCCGAGAAAAGCUGCUGCAUCACACAGUUGACCCAUGUUAAGCUUAUGGUAUGCUAAGACCCCUAGAUCCUUUUCACAUUUACUGCUAGUAAGCCAGGUGUCCCCCAUCUUUUAUUUGAGCAGCUGGUUCUUCCUGCCUAAUUACAGAACCUUACAUUUGUCCCUACUGAAAGUCAUGUUGUUAGCGUGGGCCCAGUUCUCCGAUCUGUUACGGUCAUAUGAAAUCUCAAUUUUGUCUUUUGCGGCAUUAGGUACACCUCUUGGUUUGGUGUCAUCAACAAAUUUGAUUCUCGUCCCCUAAAUUCCUUCAUCCAAAUCACAACAAUGCACAACAAUGGGCCCAGGAUAGAACCCUGCAGCACCCCACUUGUCACUUUUUUCCAGGAUGAUGAGGAACCAUUAAUGAGCACUGUUUGGGUUUGAUCAGCUAGCUACAAAUCUACCUAACAGUUAUCUCAUCUAGCUCACAUCUACCAACUUCUCUACAGGAAUAUCACAGGGGACUUUGUCUUGCUCUGUAUACAUUCUGGGGCAUUGAGCUUCAGGAACUGUAGGUAGUAAUUCUUUCGCUUCCACAGUUGCAUUGGACUCUUAUCUGGCAUGAACUUUAUUGGUGUUUUGAUAAUCAGGCAAUGUCCUUUUUUAUUGUCCCUAAUAUAUAUAAUAUAUAUAUUAAAAAUAUAUAUAAAAAUAUAUUGUGUGUGUAUAUAUAUAUAUAUAUAUAUAUAUAUACACACACACACACACUAUAUAUAUAUAUUAUAUAUAUAUAUAUAUACACUAUAUAUAUAGUAUAUAUUAAAAAUAUAUACUCUAGCAACUGCUAUAGUUGCUGUUUUUAUCCUGCUCUUUACUCACGGUUACAUUUUUAUCAAUGUGAUUUAUAUCAGGUGUCCUUGAAGAGUGCAUACUGAAAUCAUUGCCUCAUAAGGAAUUGCCACAUCCAGCCAAUCAAGAUCUCAGUCUACAAAGUUGA